UAAGCCCCAUUGUACCGAAUUUGAGUUCCACUGGGGGUGAUCGCGGGCGAGUGCAAAAUGAAUGGGUCUAUGGAGCUAGACGGCUAAAUUGGUCUUUUUCGCUUGAUUGUCGUUGAGAAAUCUCAGAUUUGAUUGUAGUUUUUGCAAGUUCAAUAUGGAUUAUAGGUCAAAAGUUGAAUGAACUAGUACUUAUGUCCUUUCGAUAACUUACAGGGUGAGUCGUUGUUGCCCAUAAAUUUCCCGAGAGUGGCAGUUCUCCCCAUAUUAGACAUUAUCUGACUAUACGGUCAUUGGAUAAAUGCUGCGAUUAUGUCCCGCCCACGGACGCUCAGCGUCUCUGAGGGUGAAUGGAGGAGUGAGCUGGCCUGGACUCCGAGCUUCUGCGUAGCUAUUGCUAUUUCAUAAAAUUAUACACCACAUUCCUUGUUUCAGUUUAACCGAAUUCCCACAAUUCCUCCCUCGAGUUUAAUAUUGUUUCGUUAGAUUGUUCGUUCAUUAACUCAAUACAGUAGGCUAGGCUAGUGUCGUAGGGGUGAAUUAGCCAGCUACAGUAGCAAACUGCACACGAUGGCAGACAAUGCUAAUAUUGUCGACCUGAUUUUGGCGAAGCCAUUUGAAAGUCUUCCUUACGAGGAGAAACUUAGAAUUAAACAACAGGGCAGAUCAACACAUAAGAUUGAUUUGGUUCAAAGUAACAGGUCUUUUCAGCUCUCCUGGUAUGACAAAGUUAGCUGGCUGACUGGAAGUGCUGUGACAAAGAAAAUGUACUGCUGGCCAUGCCUCUUGAUGAAACCAUCUCACGGAUGUGUUGUUUGGUCAAAGGUGGGGUUUGGAGAUCUGUCUAACUUUGACAGGGCAUAUAAAAGGCAUGAAAAGAGCAAUGAACAUGUAAGGUCAUGUGCAAGAUUAAGUUGCAUGGGCAAGAUCAAGGUUGAGCAUGCAAUCAAUGAAGGUGCUCGCAUUCAAGUCGCUAAACAUAAUGAAACGGUCAAACAAAACAGGGCCUUCCUAAAACGCCUAAUUGAUGUGACGUCCUUGCUUGGCCGGCAGGAGCUGUCGUUUAGGGGACGUGACGAGAGUAGUGAAUCAUCCAACAAGGGGAAUUACAGGGAGUUCACAGAAACGUUAGCUAAAUAUGACUCUGUCUUGUCUGCACAAUUCGAGUCCUCAACUGUGUUUUCUGGUAUGUCCCAGACUAUUCAAAAUGACUUGAUCUUUGCUCUUGCAGCCACCGUUUCUGAUGAGAUCAGAGAUGAAAUUCAGGAUGCUCCCUUUUUUGGAUGGCAGGUGGAUGAAACAACUGAUAUAUCCUGCCGUGCCCAACUCUCUGUCAUUGUUCGCUAUGUGGAUAGUGCAGGUCAAAUUCAGGAGCGCUUUAUUGGAUUUUUAGAUGUUUCUGGGGGCCGAGAUUCCCGGUCUGUUUUUGAUGUAUUAAAUGAAAACAUGCAGGGCUAUAAUUUUAAGGAUAAGCUUGUGGCACAGACCUACGAUGGGGCUGCUGUCAUGCCUUCAGCUCUCAAUGGUCUGCAGGCUAAAGUGAAAGCAAUAGCCCCCAGUGCCAUGUUUGUGCAUUGCUAUGCACACAGACUGAAUCUGGUGCUGUCACAGGGUGCUAAAUGCUUGCCUGAGUGCAGAAUCUUUUUUGCAUCACUCUCUGGGUUUGCCAAUUUUUUUUCCAAAUCCACAAAGAGGACGUCUUUCCUGGAGUGUGCAGGCUGUUCAAGGUUUCCCAGGAACGCUCCUACUCGAUGGAAUUUCACAUCACGGAUAGUGAGCACUGUGGCAAACAAUUAUGAUGGUCUCCUGCAGACAUUUGAUAACAUCAUUGCAGAUACGACAAUGGAUGAUGAUACACUGGAUGGUGCCAAAGGCUUUGUGAGGAAACUGGAUGAUUUUGAGUUUGUGUUCAUGUUGUACACAUUUGAACAAAUCUUCUCUGAGACUGAUGUGGUCUUUGAUAUUGUCCAGCAGAGGGCUAUGGAUGUCCUUUACUGCAAGAAAAUAAUUGAGUCUGUUCUCGCAUUUGUCAAAGAGAAGAGGUCAGAGGGGGCUUUCCAAGCUGUUUAUGCCAAAGCAGCAGAUCUCACAUCAGACCCACGAGAUGAGCCCAUGAGAAAGCGCCGUCUGACCCAGGAUCCCCAAGAGCGCUUCAGAAAUCUGUACAUGGCCAUCCUUGAUAACAUCUUGGAGCAGAUUCCUCAACGUUUUUCAAAUUUGGAAAGUAUGCUCUUCUUAGAAUUAGUCAAUCCAGGGAAGUUUGAUGACAUGAGACGAGCGUUUCCAGAGGAGGCCUUCCAAAGUGUCCUGAAAAGUUAUGGCCGUCACUUUGAUUCAGGGAGACUGAGGUCUGAACUUCAAGUCCUGUAUUCAGAUCAGGACUUGCAGGGUAACAGGGGAAAGCUGUGUGAUUACUUGGUGUUCCUUAAAGACAUGGAGUUGGACAGUGCAAUGCCUCAGCUUUACAAACUGUUCUCAUUAGUGGCAACCAUUGGAGCUACAUCUGCAGGUGUAGAAAGGAGCUUCUCCUGUUUAAAGCGGCUCAAGUCCUACACCCGUAACACAAUGGGCCAAGGCCGUUUAAGCAGCCUAGCUCUGCUGGCCAUUGAGAGGACACUGGUCAAGUCACUGGAAAAGACGCCUAGUUGGUACGACAGGGUCACAGAGCAUUUUUGAAAAGGAACGUGAGGGUUCGAACUACCUUGAAGAGAAUGUGCAUUUCAGUCAGUGACGUGAAGGUCUGGAACAAACUACAAAAAGAGCUGAAGCAAAGUCCAAGGAUGAGGCUGUGUAAAAAAAAAAAAAAGGCUCAAACUGGUGAUUUUCAGCAGGUACUGUGAUGAAGAGGGGAGGUGAAUGGUAUCACUACUCAGCACUGUAUAUAUGUGUGUAUGCUAUGUGUCUGUAUGUGGGGCAUUUAGGGGCGCUUGGCCCACUUCACUUCUCCUGGUCCUCUGUUGCUGCAUCCUGAGACUGCAGUUGUUGAUGUCUGGCUUCUCUCGCUGGGGGUUUGGGGAGGGUCUCUGUACUCUGUGUGCUGAGGUACAAGGGUGUGAAUGUGUAUUUAGGUGUGAUCGUCUCACAAGGGCCUGCUGUAGGGUUGUUGCUAUAUAGGUUGAAUACAGUUUGGUACGUGGAUAUGUUUUUUAGUUUGUUUUGUGAAUUUUGGAUAAAAGCCUAGUAAUCAAACAGGAAGGUUACUAUAAGGGCAAUUAGAGGGAGAAGGGGUAUGAAUAAAUAAGUUUUGCUUCUUCAUACCCCUUUUCAGACAAUUUGUAUUAAUUCAUGUCUGAAGGUAUAU
This is a messenger RNA of Osmerus eperlanus (European smelt), 3298 nucleotides long. RefSeq names its product zinc finger MYM-type protein 1. Gene Ontology annotation, molecular function: protein dimerization activity. NCBI's taxonomy places the organism in Eukaryota, Metazoa, Chordata, Actinopteri, Osmeriformes, Osmeridae. The record is from RefSeq and is a predicted model, not a curated record. Bases 568 to 2673 code for a protein of 701 amino acids. The transcript has a single exon.